Molecule: messenger RNA, 3387 nt
Organism: Gracilinanus agilis (Agile Gracile Mouse Opossum)
Lineage: Eukaryota; Metazoa; Chordata; Mammalia; Didelphimorphia; Didelphidae
Gene: CNKSR2
Product: connector enhancer of kinase suppressor of Ras 2
Exons: 24
Coding region: 1-3387 (1128 amino acids)
Biological process (GO): regulation of signal transduction
Cellular component (GO): cytoplasm; membrane
Molecular function (GO): protein binding
Source: RefSeq, a predicted model, not a curated record
AUGGUGACACCCUAUGAGUGGAAGGAGUACCAGGUUACUCGUGAUAAAAUGAAGAAACUCAGGUCAGAAAUGGAACAAGUCAAAACUCCUGUGCUAAUAAGCGGUGGGACAGUCACGAGUAACCCUUGUACUUCCAAUCUGAGUCAAAUGGAAAAGACUCCUGAAAAUCAAGAAGAAAAGAUAAGGUAUUUCUCUCUCUUUCCUCCCACUGGGGCCGCCGCUUCUGAUGCUGCUAUCACAGCUGCAGUUAGAAGUGCAUCCCGGAUCAUAGGGACUCAUCUGGAAGGUGCAGGCCUGGAUGACUGUCUUCAGCAGUACAUUAAGAACUUUGAGAGGGAAAAGAUCAGUGGGGACCAGCUGCUUCGAAUUACCCACCAGGAACUGGAAGACUUGGGAGUCACUCGCAUUGGCCAUCAAGAGCUUAUAUUGGAGGCAGUAGAUCUACUGUGUGCACUGAACUAUGGCCUGGAAACUGAAAACCUCAAAACCCUUUCUCACAAGUUAAACGCAUCUGCCAAAAAUCUGCAGAAUUUUAUUAUUGGAAGGAGGAGGAGUGGUCACUAUGAUGGGAGGACUAGCCGGAAAUUGCCAAAUGACUUCCUGACCUCUGUUGUGGACCUGAUUGGAGCAGCUAAAAGUCUGCUGGCAUGGUUGGACAGAUCUCCUUUUGCUGCUGUGACUGACUACUCACUCACCAGGAAUAGUGUCAUCCAGCUCUGCCUGGAGUUAACAACAAUUGUUCAGCAGGACUGCACAGUAUAUGAAACAGAGAAUAAAAUUCUUCAUGUGUGUAAAACUCUCUCUGGAGUCUGUGAUCACAUUAUCUCCCUUUCAUCUGAUCCCUUGGUUUCACAGUCUGCUCACCUGGAAGUGAUCCAGCUAGCAAACAUCAAGCCAAGUGAAGGGCUGGGAAUGUACAUUAAAUCAACAUAUGAUGGCCUCCAUGUAAUUACUGGAACCACUGAAAAUUCACCUGCAGAUCGGUGCAAGAAAAUCCAUGCUGGCGAUGAAGUGAUUCAAGUCAAUCACCAAACUGUGGUGGGGUGGCAGUUGAAAAAUUUGGUGAAUGCUCUACGAGAGGACCCGAGUGGUGUUAUCUUAACUUUGAAAAAGCGACCUCAGAGCAUGCUUACCUCAGCACCAGCUUUACUGAAAAAUAUGAGAUGGAAGCCCCUUGCUCUGCAGCCUCUUAUACCUAGAAGUCCCACAAGCAGUGUUGCCACGCCUUCCAGCACCAUCAGCACACCCACCAAAAGGGACAGCUCCGCUCUUCAGGACCUCUACAUACCCCCUCCUCCAGCAGAGCCCUACAUUCCCAGGGAUGAAAAAGGAAAUCUUCCCUGUGAUGAUCUCAGUAGGCACCUAGUGGGCAAGCCAGUACAUAAGGGAUCCGAAUCUCCAAAUUCAUUUCUUGAUCAGGAAUAUCGGAAGAGAUUUAAUGUGGUUGAAGAAGAUGCUGUCUUAUAUUGCUAUGAAUAUGAUAAAGGAAGAUCAAGCAGUCAAGGAAGAAGAGAGAGCACUCCAACUUAUGGCAAGCUACGGCCUAUAUCUAUGCCAGUGGAAUAUAAUUGGGUGGGGGAGUAUGAAGAUCCCAGUAAGAUGAAGAGAGAUAGUAGAAGAGAAAAUUCCCUACUUCGGUACAUGAGCAAUGAAAAAAUUGCUCAAGAAGAAUACAUGUAUCAGAGAAAUAGCAAGAAAGAUACAGGGAAAAAGUCAAAAAAGAAAGGAGAUAAAAGUAACAGUCCAACUCACUAUUCCUUGCUACCUAGUUUACAAAUGGAAGCAUUAAGACAAGAUGUCAUGGGCACACCUGUGCCAGAGGCCACUUUAUAUCACACAUUUCAGCAGUCUUCUCUGCAACAUAAAUCAAAGAAGAAAAACAAAGGUCCAAUGGGAGGCAAGAGCAAACGACGAAUUUCUUGUAAAGAUCUUGGCCGUGGAGACUGUGAGGGCUGGCUUUGGAAGAAAAAAGAUGCCAAGAGCUAUUUUUCACAGAAAUGGAAGAAAUAUUGGUUUGUUUUAAAGGAUACAUCCCUAUAUUGGUAUAUUAAUGAAGAGGAUGAAAAAGCAGAAGGAUUCAUCAGUUUGCCUGAAUUUAAAAUUGAUAGAGCCAGCGAAUGUCGCAAGAAAUAUGCAUUCAAAGCUUGUCAUCCUAAAAUCAAGAGUUUCUACUUUGCUGCCGAACAUCUGGAUGAUAUGAACAGAUGGCUAAAUAGACUUAACAUGCUAGCUGCUGGAUAUGCAGAAAGAGAGAGGAUCAAGCAAGAACAAGAAUUCUGGAAGUCUGGAACUUCCAGCCCACACCGGCAGAUUUGCCCUUUUUCAUUUGAUUACUGGAGUGAGAGUGACAAGGAGGAAGCAGACACUCCCUCGACACCUAAACAAGAUAGUCCCCCACCCCCCUAUGAUACAUAUCCAAGACCUCCUUCAAUGAGCUGUGCCAGUCCAUACGUAGAACCGAAACACAGUCGACUCUCCUCUACGGAGACCUCUCAGUCCCAGUCCUCUCACGAAGAAUUCCGCCAAGAAGUGGUUGGGAGCAGCGCGGCGUCCCCCAUCCGCAAGACGGCCAGCCAGCGAAGGUCGUGGCAGGAUUUAAUCGAGACGCCCCUAACCAGCUCGGGACUGCACUACCUUCAGACUCUCCCACUCGAGGACUCGGUGUUCUCUGACUCCGCCGUGAUCUCCCCGGAGCACAGGCGGCAGUCCACCCUUCCAACUCAAAAAUGCCACCUGCAGGAUCACUAUGGGCCAUAUCCCUUGGAGGGAGAACGGAUGCAGGUGUUGAAUGGAAAUGGGGGCAAGCCUCGCAGUUUUACUCUUCCCCGGGAUAGCGGCUUCAGUCACUGCUGCCUGAACGCACCCAUCAGCGUGUGUGACCAGCCGGAGGAUGCGCAGCACACCGAGGUAGAGGAAGACGAAGAAGAGGAGGAUGAAGAGGGGGAAGCCGCCGGAGAAAACAUAGGGGACAAAAAUGAAAUAGGAGAAGAAAACCUAGCAGACUCAUUACAAGAUUUAUACAAGGCUUUGGAGAGAGCCAGUCUGUCACCUCUAGGAGAACACCGAAUUUCAACCAAGCUGGAAUACAAGAAAUCUUUCAUUAAAAGGUGUAGUGAUCCAAUAGUGAAUGAAAAACUGCAUAGGCUGCGAAUUCUAAAAAGCACUUUAAAGGCUAGAGAAGGAGAAGUAGCCAUUAUAGAUAAAGUUCUAGACAAUCCAGAUUUGACAUCUAAAGACUUUCAAGAGUGGAAAGAGAUGUACCUUGACCUCUUCUUGGAUAUCUGUCAAAAAAGCACCCCAAAUGACCCAUUAAAUGUUUCUUCUGAAGUAGAUGUACUUAUAUCCUCUCUAGUGCAUACCCAUUCAUACAUUGAAACGCAUGUGUAA